AUGUCUGACCCGGAAAUAGAGUUACAUGAGGAAGUCUUUCUGCAGUAUAAGGAAUAUCACACGGAAACAGAGGAUGAAGUAGGGAAGACAAAAUACCAUAAGAGGCAAUUUGAGAAAAUUAGGAGUUCCAAAAGGGUGGCAGUGCUGCUAGAACCGUUUCAGCGUGUUGAUAAAAUUCUGAUGUAUAUGCGGCUGUUUCAGUUUGAUAAGUUGCUUUGGGAAGAGCUGAGUUCUGCUAGAAUGGGUGUGGAGCCUUGUUUGUUUGCUGGAGAUUUUAAUAUAAUUUGUUCGGAUGUGGAAAGGUGUGGUGGUAGUCCAAGGACAAGAGCUGCAAUGGAUGACUUUAAUAGAUGGAUUCACCAGGGCGGGUUGAUUAAAAUGAAUUCUCAGGGGAGAAAGUUUUCAUGGUGCAAUGGUCAGCAUGGAUUAUCUAGAGCUUGGGCUAAAUUGGAUAUAGUGCUUCUUGAUGCAAAGUUACCGUUAGCAUUUAUGAAUGCACAUUGUUCAUAUUUAUCAAGGUCAACGUCGGAUCAUAGUCCCAUGUUUAUAGAAUUCAUGAAAGAUCCUUUUACUUAUGGCCCCUCUCCAUUUAGGUUUCAGCAAAUGUGGAUUGAGCACCCUGAUUUUAUGAGCUUUGUACAGAUGGUGUGGUCUGAACCAGUGGUAGGUACGGGACUCAUGAAAUUAACUAGUAAACUUAAAAAGCUUAAGGUGGCUCUACUUGAAUGGAACAAGAGGGUGUUUGGGCAAACCAAUACUCAGAUUGCUAUUCUUGAAGAGAAGGUUGUGGGGCUUGAGCACUCGCUGCAUAGUAAUUGGGAUAAUGAGGUUGAGAGGGAGCUUGUGAGGUACUCUACUAAGUUUUAUACUUGGAGGCGAAGGGAAGAUAUAAGAUUAGCUCAUAUGGCUAAAAUUAAGUGGAGAAUGGAAGGUGAUCGGAACUCAAAAUUCUUUCAUGUUUGGUUAUCCAAUAAAAGGCAUAGGAAAAUUCAUAAGUUGAGAACUACGGAUGGGGUAGAGUUCAAUUCACCAGAAGAAAUUCAUCUUGGUGCCGUUGAAUAUUUUUCGGAGUUCCUACAAAGAUCAAAUCAGCCAAGAGAGUUGUCGGAUUUAACAAACUUAAUUUCGCCGGUUAUUGAAGAAGAGGAUUGUGUCCGGCUUAGUUGUAUCCCUUUGUUAGAUGAAGUUAAAGAGGCUCUCUCGUCUAUUCCUAUUAAUAAUUGUCCAGGGCCAGAUGGUUUUGAUCAUGCGUUUCGUCUCUCUGCAGUGUGCACGCCUCAGCCUCUGCGUUUCACGUCCGCAUCGUCCGCGUUUUGCUUCGCCCCUGUGCUGCGGUGCGUUUCAGCUCGCCUGCGUUUCAAGUCUGCUGCUGUGCGUUUCAUUCCACUGCAGCCCAGCCCACAUGAGUCUGCCUUCCAGCUCCAGCCCAGUGCGCACGUCUCUUGCGUUUCACGUCCACAUCUCUCGCGUUUUGAGCCAGCCUGCAGUGCACAAUUCUUUUGCUGCUGGCAUUAG
Messenger RNA from Juglans regia (Persian walnut), 1515 nucleotides. RefSeq lists its product as uncharacterized. The coding region runs from base 1 to 1515 and encodes 504 amino acids. The transcript has 4 exons. The record is from RefSeq and is a predicted model, not a curated record. NCBI's taxonomy places the organism in Eukaryota, Viridiplantae, Streptophyta, Magnoliopsida, Fagales, Juglandaceae.